This is a messenger RNA of Hypomesus transpacificus, 1318 nucleotides long. Its product is annotated as testis-specific gene A8 protein-like. The record is from RefSeq and is a predicted model, not a curated record. Lineage: Eukaryota; Metazoa; Chordata; Actinopteri; Osmeriformes; Osmeridae. Bases 325 to 981 code for a protein of 218 amino acids. The transcript has 5 exons.
GUUGCAAGAAUGAAGCCUCAGGGUUGGUUAUGUGCCACUGACUAGUCACACCUGUCUGUAGAGUUGAACAGGUUUUUCCGCAAAACAUUUUAAACAAAAUAGGCAGCAACUAGAGAACAAUCCUACGGAUUCCUGGUCAUUUUAAAACCAGAAAUUGAAAACACUCUGAAGUGUUGGUGUAUUGAUGUCUGUUUCAAAUACUGGAUUACUCAAAAGAAAAUUGAGCGAACAACCUGGAAGGGAAAACCAAGCUUAAACGUAUUAUAUGUCGGAGAGUGUAACAAGAGAACAGAUACAAAGCCACCAACACUCCCACACGGUGAGAUGGCAGAAUUCAAGAUAAUAGUGGGUUGCCUCUCUGCAUUGGUGUGUAUGGCACUGGUCCUGGUCAUCUUCGGUCAACGACAGGCUGUGGCUACGCAUUUGCAGAAAGAAAUUCUGCGGGAGAGGAAUUUACAGCUGUACCUCCAAACAAUAGAGGAUAGUAAAGGAACCCACCAACUACUGGAAAUACAGUUACACAAAUCUUUGAAUGAGAUAAAAGAACAUGAAGAGGAAGUAAAUAAACUGGUCAGUGUUAGUGGUAUGAAGAACACUCAGAUUGCGACCUGUCAGGCGGAUAAGACUAAAAAGGCGAAAGAAGUGUUAAAAGUAGAAAAGGAGCAGAAUGAUCAUAUAGCUGCUUUCAAAACAGAAACAGAGUCUUGGACUGCAGAGGUUACCAGUCUCAACCAGCAGAUGGAGAAGACCAGCCAAGUGUGUACAUUUGUCAAACAGAACUCAGCAGCUGCAAAGAAACUGUGUCCUGAGCCUACAGCAGCUCCAGAAGCUCCAGCGGCUCCAGAAGCUCCAGCGGCUCCAGACGCUCCAGCAGCUCCAGCGGCUCCAGAGGCUCCAGCGGCUCCAGAAGCUCCAGCAGCUCCAGCAGCUCCAGCAGCUCCAGCAGCUCCAGAAGCUCCAGCGGCUCCAGCUGCCCAAUGAUGAACAAUACUGUUUCCUUCUCUCUGGUUAGCUCUGGUUGUGUGACAUGUCUUUUAGCAAUUUGUUUUCUAGUUCUUUAUCAGGUAUUAUUAGAUUUCCCAAAACUACUAUUUCAAAUCUUUUUUUAAAGCUGUUUAUUGCCAGUCAAAAAGGGUCAGUGUUGUUUUAACAAAUGGGUGUGCAUUUUCUAAACAUCCCCUUGAUAAUCUCUAUCAAGACAGUAAUAAAGGGUAAUUUGUCUUUUACAUAUAAUCAUUAAUGAUUAAUAAUAUAUAUAUAUAUCAAUUGCCAUGUUGAAGAACAAAGGUUGAAGAAUAAAACUAAACAUCUAAAAUCA